AUGCCCCCCUACGCAGCCUUCCACACCCCACACCCAGACUUCACACGCCCGGGGACAGCCACAGCUCCAGCCUUCUACGACACCGACGGCUCCCCCGUCUACGAAGCCCCCUACAACGCCCUCCUGCACACAAUCCUGGCAACCAACGACGUCGCCGCUCUUCGCCAAUACAGCUUGACCACGCCCGUCUUGUACAAACACUACGAGAUCGAGACAGAUCACCCUUUCCACAUUGCAGCCGAGAACCGCAGUUUCGAGGUGGUCAAGGCGCUGGUUGACAUCUACCGUGCACGCGGGGCCGUCACGAGGUCGAGUGAUUUUCCGGGCGAGACAGAGCCAGAGAAAGAGACACUGAAUGCGUAUCUUGAGCGUCAUCAUGUGUCGCUUCUCGAGGCCGGGUGCCGGGCUGCGGAUCGGGAGUUUGUCGCUUGGUUGGUGGGGCAGGAGCCGCCCUUGGGGAGUUUCAGGGGAAGCCCGAGGCCGGACGGUGACGGUGACUACUGUCCGCCGCUGUGGACUGCUGUGGCGGCGUUGAGGGCGCCUUGGAUGCCGAGGGAGGUUGAGAGGGAUGCGUUAGAGAUGGCAGAGGACAGCGCGCGGCGUGAGGCCUUUGUCUACUGGUUGCUGGAGCAGGGGUGCUCGGUGACGGGGUCGGACGUGCUCUGGCCACGUUCGAGGGUCGAGGGCAGGCCGCCGGCGGAGGGGGAGGAGGAGAUGCAACUGUACAGCAGUGUUCUUGGGGCCGCGGUGCCAGGGGCUAGCGGCGAGAUGGUGGCGAGACUCAUCGCGGAGGGGGCCGACCCGCACGCCCGCCAGAUGUUUCAUGACAGUUGGACGAUUCUGGAUGCCGAAAAUGUAGCACCGCUGCAUAUCGCCAGUUUGUUCUGGAAUCGGGACGCUGUGCGCGCUCUGCUGGAGCACAGCGGGGACAUUGGGCCGGCGGAGAUGGUCGCUGUCGCGGAUGGUCAGGGACGCCUCCCGCUGCACUGGGCUGUGAUGGGUCUGAAGAGUCCGCCAUGGGGCGCCCAGCAAGGCGGGCCAGUAGCUAAGGAGAUGAUGCUGGACACGGUGACUGUUCUCCUCGCGGCGAAUCCGGCCACGGCGAAUGCGGUCAACCACGAGGGAAACACCCCGCUGCACGAGGUCGUGAAGGGUGAGAUUCGGCAGGAUUGCACCGAAGGCUUCGAGCCUGACUCGAAUCACACCGACCGGGUGCGAGAUGCCCGGGCAGUUAUCGGGGUCUUGAUGGAUGCGUGGGCUGAGGUGGAGAGAGCAAAUGCCGCUGGAAAGACUGCAGAGCAAAUCCGGCAAGAGGGGAUCGUCGCCCGCGAGAGCUGGAGGCGUAUGCAAGCCGUUCAAAAUACAGGCCGAGGUCGAGGCCGAGGUCGAGGUCGUGGUCGUGGUCGUGGCCGGCCAUAG
Molecule: messenger RNA, 1419 nt
Organism: Aspergillus mulundensis
Lineage: Eukaryota; Fungi; Ascomycota; Eurotiomycetes; Eurotiales; Aspergillaceae
Product: ankyrin repeat domain-containing protein
Exons: 1
Coding region: 1-1419 (472 amino acids)
Cellular component (GO): cytoplasm; nucleus
Molecular function (GO): protein binding
Source: RefSeq, a predicted model, not a curated record